AUGGGUCUCUAUAAUCAUCCGCUCGAUGUCAGCGUCGUGCUUCCUCUCGAGACGACGACUCGCAGCGUGCUGACUCUGCAGACUAAGAUCCAAAUCAGCAACUGCUCGAGCACGGCGCUUGGGCUCCCAAACCUGAACCGGAUCAUCCAUCCUUUUACACUUUGGAGGAGUACUGAAAAAGUAAAGCCGGAUGCACGUCUUCCUGAUCGAAGGUGGACAAGGUGGAAGCGGGAGAAAAAGAAAACAAGCUGGUCAUGCUGGACAUAUCGAACACCCGCUUGGCAGGGGCAGGGGGCCAUGCGUCGGGCAGCAUGGGGGAGCAACCGAUGUACAUGUUCAGGCGAAGAGCGAGCAAAGAAGCAAAUAAAGGAACAGGGCGGUAGAAACUCCACUGCAGGAACCAGGAACGGCGUUGGUGUUGGCCAUGGCCACGAGUAUAUGGAGGAUGCGAUGCUAGCGACUAUUUACGGUGAAGACACGAUGGACGAACAGGAGAUCGAAGUGUUCGACUCCCUCCCACCAGCCCUCCGACGAAAGGUUAGCCUCUACAUCUCCUCUCUCACAUCUUCUCUCUCUUCUACGUCUUCUCUCUCUCAUCUUCUCUCUCAUCUCGUCUUCAUCUUCUCAUCUCAUCUCAUCGACAUCGCCAUCUCUCAUCUUCCUCUGCAUCUCCUCCGCAUCAUCCAGGCUAGGCGCUUGGCAGCUUAA
Messenger RNA from Arthroderma uncinatum, 708 nucleotides. RefSeq lists its product as uncharacterized. The record is from RefSeq and is a predicted model, not a curated record. The coding region runs from base 1 to 708 and encodes 235 amino acids. Lineage: Eukaryota; Fungi; Ascomycota; Eurotiomycetes; Onygenales; Arthrodermataceae. The transcript is spliced from 3 exons.